AUCGUAAAUUUAGAUUCUUAACAUUGCGAAUGUUGACUGUAAAAUCUGUAAAAACCGUAGGUAAAAACUGUGCUGUACAAAGGUUAUGGCGUAUUAAUGCAGAUAUUUUAGAAAACAUUAAUGGGUCGACAAAGUUGAUACUGUAGCUUUGUCGAUUUCUGAAAGGCUGUCUUUUGAAACCCGCAUUUUGUUUAUGGUGCUGCUCAAUACCAAGAUAAUUCAGUGAUGGAGACUUUCCACUUGAUUUUUUGUUGUCACUUGAUUUAUUCUUGUCAUCCCGUAUUUAAAUGUGUGUUUUGUUUUCGUGCCUUUACUGUAUGUUUCAUAGUUGUACCUGUCUUCGAAAAUAAAUGUCUUUUCGACGACGAAAACAGUUCUGCACAAUGUAAGAGCAAGUAAACAGAACUUCUUAGAGAAAAGGAGGAGUCUGAGUGGAGACGAGUGUGUGAGAAAAAUGUCGACAAAAGACAUCGGGGAAAGACCAGACGAACAACUCCUCGUUAUUAUCACCAACGAAUAUAUUUCCAUUCAUCGGUGGUACGUGAAGGCCUCAUUCACGCUCGCGAUUUCUUUGGAGCGCACAUGCGCAUCAAAGCAACUGCUGGCUGAGAACCGUUACCGAGGCUCGUUGUCAUCAUCUCUGAUCACCGUGUGUUCACAUCAGUCUUCAGUUAGCCUUUAUUACAUAGUCAGCGGACGAUACGCACGGAUACAUACUCGUUUUUCUUUUAAAAGCUCAGAGGCGACUUUUGUGGGAGAUAUUUUCAGCAAUUACAAGAAGACAGCAGGUUUGUAUGGCUGCACUCAUUCAUUCUCUCCAUCCCUGCUUUUGCGACAUCAUCGCAAAUUUAGCGAGCUAACCGCUGUUAUCCCCUUAUUUCUGCUGUGCCAAGGGAUAUUUUCGGCCACUAUUUUGCUUCAAUGUGUCUUUCUGAAAAUUGUGAUCAUAAUGUUAGGCCACGGAGUCCCUGUGCAACGAAACAGACGAGUAAUGUACGAGAUUAUCUUUUGUUAUGCUAACAUUUGCUGGAAACGAUUGGCGCGCCGUCCAGCUAGCUGGUGUUUCGAUGAACAGAGUGACCAUGUAAAUUUGGGACUUUCAUCCGAAUGUGUCAGCAGUUGUUAAUUGUAGCUUUAGCAGUUGAAAAUUGAAAAAAAUGAAAUUGAGGAAAAAAAAUAGUUGAAAUAAAAAAAAAAAAUCGUUUUUCAUGAAAUCUCAGGCAUGUAUUCUACGAAAACAAAGAGGCAUUACCACUGGCGCAUCUUGCGAAAGCCGCCAUUUGACAGGGGUCACCAUUCUCAGCGAAACACCGGCUGGUUAGCUGGCGGAGCAGGUGUUGCAACUCGGAGCCAUUCAUCUGAAAGAGCUUGGAAAUUAGAGUGUCCGCUGGAAGCUAUGCUAUUUUAACAGUCUUGUCCACUAAACUUGUAUUACAACCCCCCUGCUUCAGUUGUUUCAAGUUUGGAAAAAUGGUAUAAAGGAAUAUUAUUCAUAAUAAAAAUAAACAAACAAAUACAUAAAUAUAAUAAUAAUAAUAAUAAUAAUAGUAAUAAUAAGCAGCCUGUGAGGAGUUGUGCACUGUUAUGGCUGGUGGGGAACGUUAUCCCAGUACUCGUGUACAAAACACUGACUUUGCAGUGGAUGCUGAAAUAUAGAACAAAACCUUUUUCAUUUAGAUUACACUGGUAUAUCCUGUUUGACAAGCUUUUUAUUAAAUAGUAUAAAGUUCAUUCUUGUAUUCACUCUCACAAGCCUACAUCAGUGAAUGUUUUACAGACAACCGACAGCCAUAAAGUACCCGAUCCAACUCUGGCCAAAAUUGGAAAAAUCCAUCAGAAAAUAUAUACCAUGCUUGUUGGAUUGAAAGCAGGAAAGAUAUUUUCAGUAUGUCUCUGUAGUUUGUCUAGCCAUUUUCCACCUUAUAGGAGAUUUUUAGACUCCACAUUUCUGUGAAAUCCUGCCUGUGUUCAAUCAAUCAAUUUUUAAAGUCUUCCACCACAGUUUCAAAAAAUCAUGGAAGAAUACCUGCAGAUAUUUGAUCCAGAGUUUAUUAGAUACUGGAUUCCAUUUGUAUUGAUGUUAUUGAAUUCUUGAUCAAUGAAUCAAUAUGUUAGUUAAUAUUUAUGGUGUUUUACACCCUGAAUAGUCUACUUUUACUGUUUGAUUAUAGAAGAGGACGGAUGAAGUCUAAUUUUUUACAUGCCACAACAAAUAUCUGUUUAGGGCACAGCCUUUUGUGGUUGAAAACAUUCAUCCACAAAAGCCUUCUGUUUUAAAUAGCAUUGUAGGGUAAGCUAACUGAGGGGGUAAAAAUAGCAGCGAUCACUUUAGGGCAGCACAAUGAGCCAAAUUUUAGUCACAAUUUGGCCUUUUCAUGGUCAAAGAAACAUGAGUGACUGAGAUAAUAUAUGUUUAAAGCGCAUACUGCAACUUUCAAUAACAAUCUAAAUCCAGGAGUGCAAAGCAGAGUAGGUGGAUCAGGUGUGUGUUAGUAAAGCAGAGGGAGUACAGGGAACCAAGUCGCAUCACUCAAGUGUGAAUAAGCUAAUACUUGUAAGGCUAAACAGUGAGAGAUCUUUAAGUCUGUACCACAAUGAAAUAUCAAUUCAAAAUUCUGAGUCAAAGCUUUUCUGUUUUAGAGAUGAUGGCCGAAAGACUAUAUGAUAUAUCAAGUCUUCUGUACAGUGAUAAAAUGUGUGGAAGUCCAUAUACAUCUUUAAGAUUUAUGUGACAGAUAGGUGUUGGUACCUGCAGGGCAUUUCUGCCUGACGCACCUCCGACGGUGCCUAGACUCCAACUGCAGGGUUGCGGCUGAGAGCCAUCCUGGCCUCGCCCCUCUCCAGGUAGUGACCCUAGACUCUGCAUGGCAGGGGCGUCCUCCUCCCUGAGCCAGGCUUGCACCUGACCGCAUACCUGAUGGUUGGGAAGCGAAGGUUGAAACCUCAUGGGCCGCUUCCAUCGGGCCCACUUCAGCCAGUACAGAAGUACCAGCUGCAGGGUCAUCAGCUAGGAGCCAUCCUUCACUGAUGUUUCGCCCCUUUGAUCACCAGAACAUCUCAGGAUGGUGGGGCAGCGGUCAGGGACGUCUCCCCGCCACUCCCUGCAGCUGGACUUCGGCACUCAGGCUUACUGUGUGGCAUCUCGAUUCCCCCAACUCCUGUCUUUUCUUCUCAGCCAGAGCCAGAAACUUCCCUUUUCUGCUUCCUCUGAGAGAUCCUGUAGGACCUUCCUGGCCUUUGCUGCUGUGAAGCCGAUGUCCCUCAGGAAGCGGUUUGUUGAGAGGCCAGCAUAGCCGCGGCAGCCAACUUCAACUGGAUAGGUUGAUGCUCUCCAGCCUUUCUCUUCACAUUCUGCCACCAACUCUGCAUAACGGGCCAUUUUCCUCUCAUACGCUUCCUGGAUGUUCUGCUCCCAAGGGACCGUCAACUCGACUAACAGGACUCGCUUCUCAGUUGAGGACCACAGGACGAUGUCGGGUCUCAGUGUGGUGGUGGUGAUGUCGAAUGGGAAGCGUAGCUGCUUGUCAAGGUCAGCUCUCAUUGACCAGUCUUUGCCUGGAGUCAGGACCGCUGCUCUGUCUGCUUUAGGGCAGUUUUUCUUGGCUUGUCCCGCUGUUACAAACUGGACCAGCUGCCUUUGUUGGGAUGUUGUCUUCUCAUUGGCCAGGACUCUCAUGUUCUCUGUGUGCUCCGCCAACUUUCUUAGCACCUGGUCAUGACGCCAUGUGUAUCGGCCCUGGGCCAAGGCUGUUGGACAGCCGCACAAGAUGUGGCGAAGAUUUCCCUUGCCUGUUUCGCAGAGGCUACAGUUGUCCUCAGAUCCAUACCACUGUGCCAGGUUCGUUGGGCUAGGAAGAGUGUCAUAUGUGGCUCUGAUUAGAAAGCUCAGUCUUGCCUGAGGCAUCUUCCACAGGUCGUUCCAUUUUACUGACCUUGGUAGGAAGCCCUCCCACUUUGUCCACUGACCUUGCUGGCAUUGGCCAAUAGACUUGGCAAAGAACCUGUCUUCCUCCAUCCUUGUCACCUCUGUGACCACUAGCUGUUUCCUUUCUUUCAAGGAUGCCUUUGACCACAUCUUUUGUGGCUCUCCCCAGCCCAGGCCACGCCUUCCUUGCUGUGUUCUUCCGACAAGCUCUUGAUGUUUCAAUCUGGAGAUUGCAUCGUCCACACACUCCUCUGCCUUCCAUGCUCGGCCUGUCCGGAUCUUAGCCCCAGCAUUUCUGACCAGAUGGUCACUUGACUGUCGGAGUUCCAGCACCAGCCUUGACUUCUCCAGCCUAUACCCAGUUGAGAUGUUCUUCACUGGUAGCUGCAGUGCAUUUCUUCCAAACAGCGCUGCAUCGGAGAGGCAUCUUGGGAGCCCAAGCCAUUUUUUGAUGUAGUUGUUGGCCUUGGCAUCCAGCUUCGUGACUGUUGUUGCCGUUAUCUCACACAUCUUUAGGGGCCACAUCACCCGCUGGUAUAGUGUGAAUUGAUAACACCAGACUUUGAACUUGCCAGGAAGGUAGCUCUGGUCAAUCCUUUUUAACCCCUCUUUCAGUUGGUCUGUGACUGCAGCUGCCAUGUGCUUGUCUGAGAGAUCCGCUGUAUAUUCUCUGCCAAGGCUUCUGAGUGGUUGUUCUGCAAGUACGGGAAUUCUCUCUCCUGCCACUAGAAAAGAGACUGAGUCCAUUUGUCUACCCUUGCGGAUUGAGAGGCUGCGAGACUUCUUGGAUUUUAUCCUCAUCCUGGCCCAAGACAGCAACUCUUCAAACCUUUUGAGGAGCCGUGCUGUACACACAGCGGUCUGCAGUAGGCUUGUAACAUCAUCCAUGAAGCAGCGAAGUGGUGGCAAUCGUAGGCCUGCGCUAUUGCUAUCAUUCAGUUUUUUCACCUAACUGCAUGAGCUGUGAGUGACCAAGAUAUAUCCCAAACAAUUGGAUUUUUAGACCACACAUGCAAAUAAAUAAGUAACAUACUAAUAUCACAGGAUAGGAUGGCUCACAAUAGCACUGCUCAUUCAUCAUUUCCCCCAUCUUCUUAUGGGAAUCCUUGUGAUCACUCUGUGGUCUUAUCUCGGCAAAUAGAACAACAGCAGUGUGAGAAUAAAUGUUAAUUUGGAAUUAGGGAAAGCGUGCCACUGUGCUGUCUGGAGUGAUGCUUUUGAAGUGCUGCUGCUAACGUCUAAAGUGAGCAGGUGUGGCCAAAUCAAUAGAGGGUCAUUAAAGCCUUUGUUUAGUGUAACAGAUAUCCGGGUUGUUGAAUUGCUCAGCAGAGGCUCUUUGUGUUCAAAAGGCAGAUGACAGCUCACCAAGUGAUCAUAUUGGAAGUCAUUGUUGCUAUAGAAUAGGAAUUAGAGGAAUAUUUAAAGAAAGGACUUAAGUUUUAUGUUCCAGAUUUAUGGACACAGAUGUUUCUGGUAUCGGUCUGUCUGUUAUUGAAACAUGUAGUUGGUAUGUAUCACAGGAUAAACCUACUAGAGGUUUAUGAAAAGUUAUGAGCAAAUACUUUUUUUCUUGUGCACAUCUUUUAUUAGCCUUGUGUAUUAUGUUAUUUAUUAUGUUAUGUGUAUUUGUGUAUUGUUUGUAUGUCUGUGCUUUUGUGUGCUCUGUUGCUUUCCAAAAAAAAAAGGCUCACUAUGGAACAAAUAAAGGCAUUGAUUGGUUCAUUGAUUUAUUGAUAAGGCUGUAGUCUGAAAACACAUCAGGAGCACCAUCCACUAAAGUGACCUCAGUCACUCAUGAAAUUCCUCCCUCACCCUUUCAUCCCACUAUCUUUUCAUGCACUUGUGUUUUCUAAUUAUAUCAUUGGCCCCCACACAAACAUCCCUCUAGUCCAUAAAUAACAUCCACCUCAUGCCCACUUGCCUCUUCUCUCCCGCCCCCUCCUCCCUCAUCCUCUCACACCACGCCCUCUUCACACCACACUCAUCUUUCACACCAUUAUUUAACUCUCUUUUGCCCCCUCUACUAUCACUUUACUCUCUCUCCAUAUUUUUACCCUGUACAGAUGAAGUCGUACCGGGGCGGUAUGAGGCUGCUGCUUCUGUUGUCCCUGGCUCUGGCAGCUGUAGCUGCCCAGGAGAGUCAGGUGAAGGUCGAUGUUUCUGAUGUUGAUGAUGACAUGGGCUUGGAUGAGGAAGAGUUAGAGGUUCUGAUGGGAGAAGAGGAAACAAUGGAGAAAGAAGAAGAAGAAGAAGAGGAGGCCGCCGUGAUGGAUGAUGACAACUUUGAUGAGGCAGACAGCAAGGACACAGUGGACGAGCAGGAUGGAAUGGAUGGAAAUGUGUCCUUCCAGGUCAGAGUCAGUGGUUGACAAGGCUGCACAUGUCUGUUCUUGGAAAAAAAAGAAAAAGCCCAAAAAAAAUUUUUCAAAAAAUAAAAAAAGCAUUUUGAUUAUUCAUAAUCUGAAGAGAAGUGUAGGAUGUUGUUCUUCUGCUGCUGCCAUCUUGACAAAGCACUUAGGAUGUUUUGACCCUUUGGUAGUUGCCCUACUUUUAUUAGCCGUUUAAGUUCAUGGUGCUUUGCAUCAUAGAAUUUCACAUUGUUGGGUAAAGUCUCUGUCCAGAUGGUCUUUAUUAGGCAGCAGCUUUACAUGGGCACAGCUAGGGAUGCAACAACUUUUUAAAGUCCUGUAUUAGAGCCAGUGCCUGGCCUUUGGUAUCAACUGAUAGUAAGGCUUAUCUCAUCCGAUCCUAUACCAGUAUUAAAGCUGAUGUGUGGAGCUUUUUGCCAGAAAAUGAGUGAAAUCGAUGGCGAUGUCUUUUUAGGGGCUGGGCUUUCACCAUUCAUAAUUCAUCUCUUGCUAACCUCUUAAAGUCUCUGGAAUUUUAAAUCUCUGAAUUGCAAAAAUUGAAAUCUGUGAAGUGUUUCUUUUUUUAUUUAUUUUUUACCUUGUUGGCUUACUUCAGCAUGCCUGUUUGUCUGACUGUAAGACAAAUAGGCAGUCAGUAUCUGACUAAUGCAUAUUGUUCAAAAGGCUGUGUGUCUGUAAUUUUAAUAAUUAGCUCAAACCAAAGGUCAAGUAUUAGUUACAUGUAGAACUAACGUGUAUUAAUUUGGAGGUAGCAUGUAUUCAUGCAGUUGAGUUAUUGUCAUUGAUUUGGUGUUGGGGACUUGGUGUAUGGUUAAUGAUGUAACUGCCUUUAAAAGCAUAUAUCCAUAACAAAAAAAAAGAAGAAAAAAAAAUUAUGUUCCCAACAUGGACACCAAAAGAAGUGGCUGUCGCUGUGUAACAGUGGUUAAUACAAACUACAAAAGCAUAUAUAUCAGCUUGUAAUUUUAUGUUUCUAGGUAGUAUACAAGACCCCUGUUCCAACUGGAGAAGUCUAUUUGGCAGAGACAUUUGAUGAUGGAUCACUGGACAGGUAUAGGCUUAACAACUCUACUAAAAACAGUGUGAAAUGAAUGUAUGAGCCUUUGAUGGUUCUCAGUGACCAAGAUAAGCUUUCACAUCAGUGGUUGUGAUAUGUUUGUAUUCUAUGUUUCUUGGCAAAUCUAAGAUGUUCUGUGGGUUUUAUUUUCACAGGUGGCAACUUUCAAAGACAGUUAAGGGGGAUGCAGAUGAUGACGUUGCCAAAUAUGAUGGUAUGUUUCUUUCCUUUCAUACAAAUCAUCUGCAUCUCAAAGUGCUUCAAAGGAUUUUGACAAAAGGCAACAAAAUGGCAAAACAUGAUGUAAAAUAAAAAUGGAUUUGGAUGCAUACCGACAGGGAUCAAAUAUAUGUAGUUCAAAUAACAUGUAAAAGAUUAAAAAAAAAAAAAAACGAUCAAAGAAUCAAACAUAAAAAAAAACAGAUUGGAUAAAAAUAAUAAAAUAGAUGAAGCAAGGCAGAUGUGUUUAUAAAGAAAAUUUCAAUAACAGUGUUAUUCAAAUUGCCUCACACAUUAUAAUUGAAGCAAAGACAAAAUAAAAACAGCAAAAAUAAAGGGUUGAAUAUAGUGAUAGAUUACAGCAUAAAAGUUACAGCGCUGUGUAAUUAUAGUAGAUGAUUUGUUUUAAAAAAAUAAAUAAAGGGAAGCUGGAACGGACCUGACAUUUUCUGGGAGAUUUGUGAAAACUGAAAGCUGUUUCUCCAUGGUUGCUUCUGACUCUUUAUUGUACAUAGCAUUGUACAUAACCUUUUAUGCUUUUAUACUUUAUAUAUUCUUGCAUGCUCUUAUUAGUUUUUAUUCUAGUAUUUUAUAUUACUCUAUGCUUAAUGUUGCACCAUCAUGCUGAAACAAAUUCCUAGUCUGUGAAUCCUGUUCAUCGGCAAUGGCAAUAAAGUUCUUUUGAGUUCUGAGUUCUGAGUAAAGAAAUCAGACCUGCUCCAGAUAACCUGAGUGCAUGUAAGUUGGCCCUAAACCAUUCACUGCUUUGUGAACCAGUAAUUUUUCUUAAAUCUAUUUUCUGAUAAACAGGGAGCCAAAGUUAAGACCUCAAAACUCAAGCAAGGUGAUCUACUUUCUUGCUCUUCGUGAGGACUCUGCAGCUGCAUUCUCUAUUAGCUGCAGUUGUCUGAUUGAAUUUUGUAUGGGGAGGGAGAUAACAAGCUCAAGACAAAUACAAGUACUAUGAUAAAAGUUCUAUAACAAGGAUAAAAACUAAAUAAAUAUGUUUAAAUCUGGAUUGUAAAUUGCACUAGUAUAUACACUCACCGGCCACUUUAUUAGGUACACCUGUCCAACUGCUCGUUAACACUUAAUUUCUAAUCAGCCAAUCACAUGGCGGCAACUUAGUGCAUUUAGGCAUGUAGACAUGGUCAAGACAAUCUCCUGCAGUUCAAACCGAGCAUCAGUAUGGGGAAGAAAGGUGAUUUGAGUGACUUUGAACGUGGCAUGGUUGUUGGUGCCAGAAGGGCUGGUCUGAGUAUUUCAGAAACUGCUGAUCUACUGGGAUUUUCACGCACAACCAUCUCUAGGGUUUACAGAGAAUGGUCCGAAAAAGAAAAAAUAUCCAGUGAGCGGCAGUUCUGUGGGCGGAAAUGCCUUGUUGAUGCCACAGGUCAGAGGAGAAUGGCCGGACUGGUUCGAGCUGAUAGAAAGGCAACAGUGACUCAAAUAACCACCCGUUACAACCAAGGUAGGCAGAAGAGCAUCUCUGAACGCACAGUACGUCGAACUUUGAGGCAGAUGGGCUACAGCAGCAGAAGACCACACCGGGUGCCACUCCUUUCAGCUAAGAACAGGAAACUGAGGCUACAAUUUGCACAAGCUCAUCGAAAUUGGACAAUAGAAGAUUGGAAAGACGUUGCCUGGUCUGAUGAGUCUCGAUUUCUGCUGCGACAUUCGGAUGGUAGGGUCAGAAUUUGGCAUCAACAGCAUGAAAGCAUGGAUCCAUCCUGCCUUGUAUCAACGGUUCAGGCUGGUGGUGGUGGUGUCAUGGUGUGGGGAAUAUUUUCUUGGCACUCUUUGGGCCCCUUGGUACCAAUUGAGCAUCGUUGCAACGCCACAGCCUACCUGAGUAUUGUUGCUGACCAUGUCCAUCCCUUUAUGACCCCAAUGUACCCAACUUCUGAUGGCUACUUUCAGCAGGAUAAUGCGCCAUGUCAUAAAGCUGGAAUCAUCUCAGACUGGUUUCUUGAACAUGACAAUGAGUUCACUGUACUCAAAUGGCCUCCACAGUCACCAGAUCUCAAUCCAAUAGAGCAUCUUUGGGAUGUGGUGGAACGGGAGAUUCGCAUCAUGGAUGUGCAGCCGACAAAUCUGCGGCAACUGUGUGAUGCCAUCAUGUCAAUAUGGACCAAGCUCUCUGAGGAAUGCUUCCAGCACCUUGUUGAAUCUAUGCCACGAAGAAUUGAGGCAGUUCUGAAAGCAAAAGGGGGUCCAACCCGUUACUAGCAUGGUGUACCUAAUAAAGUGGCCGGUGAGUGUAAGAUGCAGUUAAAAAGAUGCCCUUUCCCUCAUACCUCUUCUUGUGUUAUAUGUGGGUUGGGCAGGUGCUAGAACACGGCUAGAGCUCUGGAUCUUGUUUUUGUCGUUCCUGUCACCAUACUCUUGUUCUCUUGACUUGUUCUGUUGACAGAACUUAAGUUGAUUGAAGCAGAGACUAUGAAACCGAACGACUGAGUUUAAGUUUAACUGUUACUGAAAAAUAAUCUCAAAGCUAUAACUGAUUGUUUUAACUGUGAAUGGAGGCAAAACUUGGGUUGUCAAAUGACUCUUCCUGUCCUGCCCUCCCAAGGGAAGUGGGCUGUGGAGCAACUGAAAGAAAACAAAGUUCCAGGAGACCUAGGCCUCGUUCUCAAGUCCCGAGCAAAACACCAUGCAAUUUCAACCAUGUUGAACAAACCCUUUGUCUUCAAGGACGACCCUUUAGUCAUACAGUAAGUGCAGACCAAUGCACCUACACACACACACCUACACAACCAUUUGUGUUUAUUCCAGUGAAUAAAAUGUGGCCUAGGAUUGUAUACACUGUUUUGUUGUGGGAAAAUAAAAUAAAACACAGGAAACAUCUUCACAGCUUGGGCCAUUUCAUUGUUCUUCUGGAGACUGUGUAUUAACUUUCCUUGUGCUCCCUGCAACUUCAAGCUAACCAGAACCUCUUUUAUGACCUGUGGGCUAGGUCAGGGGCCUAUUUUACGAAGCAAGUUCGACCUAGCGAGGUAGCCCUGGAGCUUCCACGCUCAACUUAGUGCGGUAGCCAGCGGUCUCGCUAAACGGUCUUACAACGCUGGUUAUCAACCUUGGUCAGUGGGCGGGGUUUUUAUACUCUGUGAGUUCAAUCUGGAGCCUGACCUGCCCUGGAGCAGGUUAGCCGUUCAGUGUACGUUGCCAUGGAGACUCGCCUCGUUAAGAAGUGAACCUGCGUCAUAGAAUAGGAAACCCCGAAGUUACCCUCGAAGUUACCUCUCUAAGCAGUGGUCCUGCUUCGUAGAAUAGGCCCCUGGUUAGGCUGGGCACAAAAAUGUUUCAGUGGAAAAAUAAACACCUUGGUUUAGUCAAAGCUGUCCAUCAGACUCCUGUCAGCAGUAGCUUCACUUUAACAAGUUGUGUUCAUGGUUGCAGCUGGCUCAGUCCUCUCAAUUUCCUAAAUCAUCACUAUUUGUUUCAAAUAAAUUUCAGUUAAUUUGCUAAAAGGACACCAAAAUAACGACAUGAUGAUGAACAUUCGUGCUUUGUCUUGCUUUACAUGAAAACAACCUUUCAGUGGGUGUUUUCAUGGAGACUUGACAGACCUUUAGUGAUGCAAUCUCAGGACUUCAGGAUCGCCUCCAAGCUGAGAGGCUUUUACAAUUUGGCUUUAAAGUUUAUUUCUCAGUCUUCACUCAAUGAAAUGACCUCAGUUCAGCUUUGCAGUAUUUUCUUGUACAAACUAGUCUUACCACUUGCAAAUUGGUAUUUUUGUAGCGCUAAGUAAUAAAAUGAUGCAAAAAAUCUGAUUUUUUUGGGGGGGGGUCUUAACACAAGAUGUUGCUCUGGUUGCAGGUAUGAGGUUAACUUCCAGGAGGGAAUCGACUGUGGUGGAGCAUACAUCAAACUCCUUUCAGAUGCUGACGAUCUCGAUCUGGUUGGAGUAUUUGUUUUUAUUCUGUAUUACUCCAUUUAUGAAGUAUGUAGUUUAGACAUGAACAGAAGAAUUUUAUCAUGUCAGACAUUUUCACUUUAAAUCCAAAGUACAAGAAGUGGAUAACUCCAUAUGUAAUUUGAUCUUAAAAUAGUGGGUACCCUUCACAACAGUCAUUACCCAAAGACUUAAACUCUUGUUUCCUUUGCACUGAAGGAGCAAUUCCACGACCGCACACCAUACACUAUCAUGUUUGGACCGGACAAGUGCGGCGAGGAUUACAAGCUUCACUUCAUCUUCCGCUAUCAAAAUCCCCUGAACAAAGACCUGGAGGAGAAGCAUGCAAAGAGGGCUGAUGUAGACCUCAAGAAGUUCUACGUAGACAAAAAGACACACCUCUACACUUUGGGUACACAGUUUGGAAAGAUUCAGUAUUAGCUUUGACUUUGUGUCUGAAAUGUAACAGAAAUGUGCCAGCAAAGGUGGCAUAAAAAGUCAACCCUACAUUUAUCUACAUACAUUUCAGCAUUUCUCAUUUUGCUUACAUGUACAUCUUACAUAUUUGUUUGUAUAUCAGUUGUAAACCCAGACAACAGCUAUGAGAUGUUCAUUGACCAGUCCAGUGUAAGUCGCGGCAACCUGCUUCAUGACAUGGUGCCUCCAGUCAACCCACCCAAAGAGAUAGAUGAUCCAAACGACUCCAAGCCAGAGGACUGGGAUGAGAGGGCCAAGAUUCCUGACCCUGAGGCGGUCAAACCAGAUGACUGGUGAUUAUACCCUCUGUACCAGUAGACACUGCAGAGUUUGUUGCAGAUUUAAAUGUUAGGGCUGCAGUGACCUUAUCAGUAAUGAUCAGAAACAAAACGUGGACAUGUGAUUGUGUGUAUGCCUCAGGGAUGAAGACGCUCCAGUCAAGAUUGACGACCCCGAUGCAUUAAAGCCAGAGGGCUGGCUGGAUGAUGAACCAGAGUUUAUCCCUGACCCUACUGCAGAGAAACCAGAAGACUGGUAAACAAACACAGUCAACUCCCCCUGAAAACACACAGCCAGCCUAUGAAUCACAUUACAGCACUGAUUUGAAAAAAAAAAGAAAUACUAUGCCUUAAAGCUGUCUUCUGUGUGCAGGGAUGAGGAGAUGGAUGGUGAAUGGGAAGCCCCGCAGAUUCCUAACCCAGCCUGUGAGACGGCUCCUGGCUGUGGAGAGUGGAAGCGUCCAAAAAUCAACAACCCUCAGUACAAGGGCAAGUGGAAAGCCCCUCUGGUGGACAACCCCAACUAUCAGGUAAGUAUUACCAGAACUAAGCACAGUGCUAUUGGGCUAAAUUAGAAAUAUUUUUCCACAUGGGUCAGAAAACGGAAACGCACACACUGUUCACUGUCUUUAUUUUGUUUGGUUUGUAACUUGGAUAAACUCAACAGGGCUCUGUUUUAGGGGGUUGGGUAAUGCAGAGUGAGCCACAGUAGAAUAGCAUACCAUAUCAUACAAUAAAUGAUAAUUGCCAUACAAUAACAACAACAUCAUGAUGCUGCAGCAAUAGCUACCAUGCAAUAAUACCCCACAAUAUCAGAUUUACUGAAGGACAAAACAACCAUAGUUUGGCUUCAACUUUAAGCCAAACUAUGGCUGUUUUUUUUUUCUUCAGUAAAUCAGAUGAAACAUUGUAGAUGUUUUUAGUCUGUCUACUAUAUUUUUCAACUACUGAACUGAUUACUGUUUAAUUACUGUAAAAUAUGACUCAUUUCUUAAAAAAGUACAGUACAUGUAAAACUAAAUGCUCAUUAGCGCUUUAUAUUUAGCACUUUGCCAUAACCUGCCUGACUUCACAUUAUACUUUGGACUUUAAAACAAACAUAUUUUUAUAUAAGCCUGUAUGACCUUAAUUGUUACAGCUGCAGCUGUAGUCACCAUAACUAUUAUUAACUAUUCCCCUAUUUUAAUCAAUUUCUAUUCCCCUUUAGCUUUCACUGGAAGUUCUGCCAUAUGAGCACCAGUGUAAUAUUUGCAAGACACUAGCUUUUGGAACAUGUAUAAAUUUUUUACCUGUGUCAGUGAAUCAAGCAGUGACAGUUAGGUAAGACCAUAGACUGUAUAUAGAAUAGACGCCGUUUGCCUCCUUGUUGGGUGAAGCCACCCCGAGAACAGCACACUCUGGUGACGGGCUGCAGUAUAGGUCAUAAAUCCCGCCUCCUCCAGCAAUAUAUGGAGCUGUGGACAGACUUUAGGAAUUUAUUACACAGAAUAUAGAUUUUUCUCCCCCCCUGUUUGCGAUGUUGACAUGUAGUUAUUGUAAGACUGGUUUGUGCUCAAGUCCUCUUUUUCUGAGCAGCUCCAUUUUUGAAAGUUAUUAGGGGGUUCAUGUUUUCUUUGAUUAACACUUGAUACAGCAUAUGGGCGUACGAAGAUUGCGUAGCUGACCCGGGGGAUACGCUGUUUAAGCGGAGCCUCAUCACAGUGACUCUCUGUCCGAAUGCGUACAACGCUACUGCACAAGUGGUGGUUCCAGGAAAUGGAGAAAAAUUGCAGAUUUACCGAGAGCUUUUUGGCUCCAAAGCUGUAUACUGGUGGAAGGCAGAACCAGAUUGUCCGUAGUAUAUACAGUGUUUGUGUAAGACUUGACAGACCAUGAAGUCCACUGGUAGGCAGUGCAUCAAACUCCACAGUACAUCAUACACCUUUCUUCUUGUGUCAGCAUAAAGAGCCAGAACAGCCUUUCUUUGUUUCUUGUUUGUUUUAUUAGUGACUUGUGCAGUUUUUCCCUUUUUUUUAUAUCCCACCUUUGAAUUUUAGGAUGAGUGUGUUAGUUCUUAUGAAAGUUGUUGAAGCUGGGGGCAAUCAAAUAACAUCUAUUUUUUCAUUUUCCAUUUGAUCCUUUUGCUGUUCCUCCAAGUGUCUUCUUCCUCUACCAUGAGCAUAGCUGUUCAUUCCUCUGGAGUGAAGGCAUGUACUGACAAUGAUUUGCUCUGCAGAGAGAACUUUUUUUCUGGGGUUAAGGAGUCCAACCUGUAAAUAAGUGGGGCAAAACCACCCCUGUUAAAUGUAAACUUCUUAUCUAUUGUUUUUUCAACAGACAUAGACUGUUAAAGAGCUGUAGUUCUACAUUAAAACAUGAAUUACAGAGAGGUUACACACCACAGCAUUUAGCCAAUGACAGUCCACCUUCAGAACCUCUGAUUCUUUGUAUGUUUGUGCACCAGCUGAAACCACCUGCUCAACUCCUCUUCCUAAUUGUUUCUCUCAAGGGAGUCUGGAAGCCUGGCAAGAUAAAUAACCCAGACUAUUUCGAAGACCUGCAGCCCUUCAGGAUGUCACCAUUUAAGGCGCUGGGCUUGGAGCUUUGGUCCAUGACCUCUGAUAUCUACUUCGACAACUUCAUCAUCACGUCUCACAAGGAGGUGGCCGAUCGGUGGGCGUCUGACAGCUGGGGGCUGAAGAAACUGGUGGCUAGUGCUAACGAGGUCAGUGGGAGGGUUUGUUGGGGCAAUAGAAACAUUGUCAUUACCAUGGACAAACUAUUUACCUCUGAAAUGUUUGUUGUUGUAAGGGGACAGGAUCACAGUUGUCCACUUGUAUCAACUGUAUUUCUAUUUUGUGUGUUUCAGCCGGGAAUUUUUGCUCAGCUGAUGAUGGCAGCAGAGGAGCGGCCAUGGCUCUGGGUGGUCUACAUUCUAACUGUAGGCCUGCCAGUAGGACUGGCUGUGCUCUUCUUUUGGCCAAAGGUAAUAUACACCUCAAGAGUCAUUCAUUCACUCUGUGUUUCUGACCUCAGAGAGGCACACCAGAAAAACCAUGGAAGCUGACUGCUCCCCUGUUUUGUGUCCCAGAAAUCAGAAGAUGACUUUGCAUACAAAAAGGUGGGUAUACCCCAGGCUACUGUAGAAGAAGAGGAAGAGGAGGAUGAAGACGAAGAGGAGGCUGCCGCAAAUGAGGAAGACAAAGCUGACGAGGCUACAGAGGGAGAACCAGCUGCAGGUGAGAUGGUCUAACAGGACAUCACACACUCUGCUCUUUGACUAUUUUUCAGUCACGAUGCCUCCCAAUGACCACCAUCAACUUUCCUCUCCCUUUAAAAGCAACAGAAGAAGUCGAAGAAGAGGAGAAGGAAGAGGAAGACGAGGGAGCAGAUGCAGGAGGUGACAACCAAGAGGGAGAUGCUGAGGAAGAUGAGGUGGAGAAUGAAGAGGAGCAAAGCAAAGCUCCUGAGAGGACAUUAGAAGAAGAGGUUGGUGUCAUGUGGAAUAUUUCCCCUGAUGAACCUGCUGAAAUCCUUUUGAUCUUUAUCUGCUGAGCUUUGGAAAGUAUCGAGAGUGAAUAUCAGUGUGUCAUCCAUGUAACAACCAUCCUUGCUUUAUUUUAUCACAACUCCAUCUAGCAGCCAAAGGAGGAAGGAAACACAGCAGAGGAAAGCCACAAACAAUCAGUAAGGAAAAGGAGGGUACGGAAAGAUUGAAGAAGCAAAUCCCUUUGCCUAUGGUCUCCUUGCUCCCCCGGUAUGGAGGAGGAUGGAAGGAAGGGCCCUUUCUGCUGCUACUCUCCCUGGUGUGUGAAGCAGCAUGAAUUUCCUCCAAAACCACCGGUAGCCCGCAGUCUACCCAGCUGCCUCACCCACAUCUCCUCAUCCAUUUGGCUACACCCAUCAUAGGUUCUUCAGUCUCUGAAGCCACAUCCUGUCGCCCCCCUCCUCUCAUCUCGUCUCCUCUUCUUGUCUGCCUGUUGAACUUUCAGAUAAAUUCUAUUGAGAUUUUGUGCAUUUAGCUGUUUUUCCUGUUUGUCUUGAGCUUCUAGUCCUUUAUCCUUCUUCUCCUCUCUAUGACAUCCUUGUCCUAAUGCCUACCUUAGAAGCCCUGCCUCUUGCACCACAGUUCCUGUUUCCCCUGUCUCUGCUGUCAGUCUUCUCUGAAAAAGAAAAAAAUUCAUCACAUAUCUCAGAGUCUUCUUUGAGAGUGAGGGCAGCAGCUGCCCUGUUGUUGCCUCCAGUUUAUACCAUUUUCCAGUGUAUCUUAGGGGGCCACAUCUCAGAAGUAAGACUUUGUUCUCAUGUCCUUUGUUUAGAAGAACAUGUUUGAGGACAGUUCGACAAAGUUCCUUCCUUGUCCAAAAGUGUUCUUGUUUGUUCGAGAAGGUGAAGCAAAGCUGCAAGGAGCAGCUUUUUGAAAUGAUGCAGGACAUUUCAGCUGAUAAAUCGCCUCAGUUUAGGCUUUUAGAUUUUACCUCUGUAAAAAAAAAAAAUGUUUACCUGAUUUUAGAUAGUUUGUUAAGAGCAUCAGCUAUUUCUUGGUCUUUUAUUAAGUUCUGACAGUUUAAGAGUUGGGGAUUAGCACUGAUAACCCUAUUUAUAGGAUUUUUUUGUUUUGAUUUUAUGCCUGUGAGGACAUAAAAAUGCAGUGUUUUGAGUGAUAUUUGAUAUUCUACUGAUGUUUUGAUUCUGAGCCUGUCUUUUUGAAUUGCAUUGCCAGUGUAAAGUGAAUGAUCAAAACACUGACUUUGUAAGUGCUUGCAGCUAUAACAGAUCUUUGAGCCAUGGCUGUCAGAUGUCAAUAAGACAUUCAGCCAGUACAUUACAGUGCUUUCACCUGAUAAAGAAAUAUCUUGAGUAUCAAUCAAUCAAUCAGUUUUUAUACCUAUAGCAACAAAUCACAACAGUUGUUAUCCCAAGACACUUUCCAAAAAAAGCAGGUCGAGACCACACUCAUUGUUUGCUGAAUUGCAAAGACCCAACCUUAAGAUGGGACAGAUUUGACCCAUCUCAUCCAACAUGAGUGACAGUGGCAAGGUAAAACUUUCACUUUAACAGGCAGAAACCUUGAGCAGGACCAGACUCAUGUUAGGAGUGUGUGGGUGUGGGUGGUGGUGGUGGUGGUGGGGCUAGAAAUUGGGGUGGAGGGAGAGAGCGAGGGGAAGACAGAGAGAUGGGGUACAGCAGCAACAGCAAAAACAGCAACAACUCAAACAAAGUCCUUGCUGCAGAGCAAAUAAUGAUGACAGGAUAUGAAUUCAGUUUACAGAAAAGGUAAAUAAUUAAUAAUAAACCUAAUUAAAUCAUCUAACAUGAUUACAGUCAGCAGGCCUAAUAGUAGUUAGCUUUUUGUUAUUAGUGUCAGUGAGGCUGAUGUUCAUGUCUGUAGCAUCAGUCCAGAGGAACCUAAGAGAUGAAGGGGCUCGGGGUCAGGGAGGUCCACAGCAGCCAACCAUCUGUAGCAUCAGUCCAGAAGAACCUAAGAGACUGGGGGGUUUAAGGACACUCAGAGAGAUCUGGUUAGUAACUUAAAGGACAAGGUACAGACAGGAGUUCAGUGUAUCAGAUCCCUGAGCAGUCUAAACCCAAAGCAGCAUAACCAAGAGUUGGUUCAAGCCUAACCAGCCUGAACUAUAUCAAAGAGGGAAGUUUUAUGUCUAUUGAUAGUUGAGAGAGUGUCUGUCCCACGAACCUUGAAUGGAAAAUGAUCCCAGAGGAGAGGUGCCUGAUAGCUGAAAGCUUUACCUCCAAUACUACUUUUAGAGACAUUUGGUACAACAAGGAGACCAGCAGACUUUGCCCGUAGUGGUCUGGAGGGAUAGUAGGGUAUUACGAGCUCUUUAAGAUAUGAUGGAGCCUAAACAAUUAAGAGCUUUGUAUGUCAUAAGAAAGAUUUUAAAUCCAAUUCUAGAUUUAAUAGGGAUCCACUUAAGAGAGGCUAAGACAGGAGAGAUGGGCUCUCUUCUCCUAGUUCUAGUCAAUACCCAAGCCAUGGCGUUUUGGACCAGCUGUAGAGUCCUUAAAGACUUAAUAGAGCAGCCUGAUAAGAGAGAAUUACAGUAAUCCAACAUAGAGGUAACAAAAGUGUGGACUAGUUUUUCUGCAGCAGAAAAAUGCCUCUUGAAAGUGUAAGGACUAAAAACAAGAACUCGAGUUUUGUCUGAGUUUAGAAUCAGAAAGUUAUUGGUCAUCCAAGAUUUUAUAACUUUGAGCCAAGGCUCUAGUUUGGUUACCUGAUUUGUUUCUUCUGCUUCAUUGAUAAGCAUAACCGAGUCUCAUCUGCGUAAUGGUAAAAAUUUACAGCAUUUCUUCAUAAUUUUAACUAGAGGAAGCAUGUACAAAGUGAAAAGAAUCGGUUGAAGCACUGACCCUUGUGGGACCCAGUAGCAGAAUUUGGGGAACUGAAUCAAAUAGAUCAGAUUUAACCCAGGAUAGAUUAGCUCCUGCUUGAUGUUCUAUUCUUUGUAGCAGGAUUUGGUGGUCCUAUCAAAUGCAGCGCUAAGAUCUAACAGGACAAGAACAGAGAGAAAACCACUGUCUAAAGCCAUAAGUAGAUCAUUUGUCAGUUUCAGCAGUACAGUCUCCAUGCUGUGGUGGACUCUAAAUCUGGACUGGAAAUCCUCUGGUAAACUACUGUUAUGAAGAAAAUCACAAAUUUGAUUUGCAACAACUUUUCUAGGAUUUUAGAAAUAAAGGCAAGGUUAGAUAUUGGCCUAUAGUUAGCUAAGGUGCCUUAGUCAAGAGUAAGGUUUUUUAAGGAGAGGUUUUAUCACUGCCGUUUUCAUAGACUGGGGAACAUAUCCUGUUAAUAAUGACAUAUUGAUCAAGCUAAGUAAAGAUGUACUGAUUAAAAAAGGAGCUUCCUUCAGCAGCUUAAAUGGAAUUGAGGCUUAAAGAAAUUUUGGUGUUUUAGCUGCUAACACUACUGAAUUUAACUCAGGGAGGUCAAUAGGUGGAAAGUUACUAAAAUACACCAGAGGUCUUAAGGGUGUCUUCACAAUUUCAGAAUCAUCUCAGAGAAAAACACCUGUUGAGGGCAAGAUAUUAGUAAUUUUAUCUCUUAUUUUUAAAGGUAUCCUAUUAUGGCAUCUUUCAUCAAGUGUAAAUAGGUCCCAGAGGUCCCACAAUAGUAAAUUUGGAGUUUGUUGUCUAAAACACCAGUUUGCUUGUGGAUAUCAGCCAGCCUGAACCCCCCACCCCUUUUUUUUUUUUUUUUGCAGCUCCACUUAGAGUGAGCUGAUUCUGUGCCUGUACCUUUAAAUGAUAAUAAGCUGUGUUUAACCACGCUCUUCCUCCCCAAGGCCGCUCUGAGUUGCUGGCACCGCCGCGGUGGUCCAGGAGCGGUGGUCUGGGGACCUCCAGACCACCACGGCUGGAAGCACCAGCGUGACUCCGCGCCCUCGAGGAACACCCGCUGCUCAUAGGAUUAAAAGUAAAUAGAAGCAAGUCUGAAGACAAAUACCAACGAUGGCAAACACACAUGAUUGCAGCCAAAGCACUAGUCAUACGGGCGGCAGUAAAGCAAUAUAAAACACAAAACUUACAGCUUCCACAUUUGAAGUUGGGUCCCUGAUACUGACAGUCGGUACAGAUCCAAGUUUUAUCUCCAGCUUCUAAGCGAAUCCUGCUUUGAACUGCCCCUCGUUGGUUAAACAGUCCAUGGUUAAAUGGUUGUCACACACAUACGACAUUUCCUGAGUUGUUGUGGGUACAUUCCCUUCAAAAAUAAAAUGAAUCCACUGGGUCCUCAAAUCUUCCGACGGAGGAGGCAGAAAUAGACUCCUGUCUUCGUUUAUGCAACCAAGAACCAAGUAACAGCUGGGUCGUAGCUUUGACAUGGUCACUGUACCAGAGCAGCGUAUGCAAGGGGAAAAAAUGGCAGCCACUACCUCAGUGAAGAAGUUUUAGAGGGCUGGGCUAAUGAUUAUCGGGGGCACUGCCACCAACAUGUGGGAGGGGCUUAUGCUGUGAUGUCGUCAUAACUGCACAGAUUUCUCAUCUGCCCGUUUGCGCUCAUGUUUUUAGAGAGGAGGGGGAUAGCAAGAAAGGGAGAAAGUGAUUUUUUUUUCAUGUCAGGGGGGUUGUUGGCUUCGAGGGGAUGCAUAUUAUUGGUAGAAAACCACCCAAAGUGGAUUUUUUUCAUAAUAGGGGACCUUUUCAGAUUUUAUCAUUAAAGAAGCUCAAGAAGUCAUCGCUGCUGAGGGCUAAGGGAAUACACUGCUCAAUGGUCCUCUGACUGUCCAUCAGCCUGGCUACAGUGCUGAAGAGAUAACCUGUGGUUGUUCAUAUUUUCUUCAAUAAAGGACGAGUAGUAAGCUGCCCGAGCACACUGCAAGACCUUCCUAUAUUUAUUGAGACAGUCCUGCCAGAGUAUGCAAGCUUUGGCUGUUUUAGAAGGACAGCAUAUCUUUUCCAGUUUUCUUAACUGUUUAGGCUCAUGAGUUUUAGUGUAAUACCACCAGCCAGCCUCUGGCGUCCAAUAGUUUUCUAUUGAAGAGGAGCAGCUGCGUCAAGAAUGACUAACAGAUAAUGACUCAUAGAUAAACUUAUCAAGUUGCAAAGGACUAACGCGUAAGUAUGAGCUAUCAGUAAAGUUAUUCUCAAACACUGAAUUAAGAGCAGAUGGAACUGCCUCCUUGAACUUAGCUACAGCACUUUCAGACAACCUUCUUGUUAGCACGGUUUUGUGAUAAGGAGAGUAGCCUGAUAGCACAAAUUCAAAAGUUACUAGGAAGUGGUCUGAUAAAAGGGGAUUUAAUGAGCUGACUGACAAGGUUUCAGUUUCAAGGCUGUAAGCCCGGACAAGAUCCAGGGUGUGGUUAAAACAAAACGUAGGUCCAUGUACACACCGUGUAAACCCAAUUGAGUCUACCAGAGACAAAAAAGCAAUGUCAAGGCCAUCAUUAUCCACAUCCACAUGAAUAUUUAAGUCACAACAAUGACCUUGACUGCACUAAGAACUAAAUCAGAUAGAAACUCCUAGAAUUCUGACAAAAAUUCUGAGUAUGAACUGGAAGGGAGAAAAACUAUAGCAAACAGUACUGGUCACAUGGUUUUUGAGGCUGGAUAUAAUAUUCAGCUGGUUAGAAUUAAAGGGUAGAGGACGGGGGACAGACACAAUCUCUAUAUCAUAGUGGUAGUGGCUGGGACGCUGCUCUGAAGGAAGCACAGUGGAGUAGGCCUGCAGCUCUGCUCCCUGGUCUCCACUAUGUAUUGUCAGUGAGGAAGACUAAUAAAAUCAGACAGAUUUCUGGGUAAAUGAGCCGCACUGUCACAAAUAGGAUAAGUGCCGUUUCAACCAAGCAGACCAGGUUUGCCCCAAAGCGAUUUCCAAUUAUCAAUGAACCUACACUGUUUCGCGGACAUCACCUUGACAGCCAGCGGUUGAGUGAUGAAAUGCAGCUACAAAUCUCAUUAUUUGUCCAAUCAGGUAGGGGACCAGAGAAAACAACAGAGCUCAACAUAGUUGGUGUAUUCACCCACCAAUUCCACUUACAACGCCAGGAGUCAUUAACGCCUGUAGUGACUGCUUUCCAUCAACAAAAGGCCAUUGGGGUUUAGGUGCGCUUGCAUCCGUGACUCGUUCAUUCAGUCUGCAUGAGCAUUAAAGGUGAUAAUUGUUCAAAAAAAGGAAGAAAACUUAACAGUCUAAGGCUACCGAUCCAGGUCCAAACUUUUGCCUUCAAAUGAAAGGUGAUUUGAUGAAUUGAAGAUGGAUGGGUGAAAAAAUGGUCAACAGAAAAUUACCAGAGCUCACUAAAACCCAUUGUCUCUGACUACACCAGCGUUUUUAAAUAACCCGCCAAAAAUCACAAAACCACACCCCUCAGUGUUGAUCACCAGAAGUGAUAUACCUAUCAGAAAAAUCAUGCCCUCAACAAAUUUUUUUUGGCUCCUACAACGCCAAUAUCUAUUGCAAUCUUACUGACUUUAGGUUUAGCCGUUGCCUGUAGUUUCAAACUACUUUCUAUGUCGCUCACUCUGGCCCCCAGGGAGACAAUGCGUCGGGCUCAGCAGGUGUGUUGCUGAGAGGGGCUGGGGUCUAACGUGGGCUUCUUAAGCUUAACAGGUAUUGUUAUUGUAAAAAGAGGACGAGGAGUAACCAAACAGCUGACACACCAAGCAGAAGCGAACAGGUGAAGCAAAAAGCAGGGGAGAGGCCAUUGCUAGUGAGAGAAGUUAAGUGCUAUGAGAGUACAUAACAAACCACUGAAGAGGUCAACAGAAAUGAAGAGAGAGAUGGUGCUUGGUGAAAACUAGCAAAUAUACACACAGACUUGUAAACAAAGACAUAUUGAAGAAAAAUUACCCUAUUAGUGAGAAAGCUAUCGAGAGAUGCAACACAGCAUACAGUUCACCAACAAGGAACAGAAUGAUGCUUUACACACGCUCACCAGUCAAGAGGAGGAGUCGAGCCCAGCAGUUCAGAUUCUGGACAGUUGCCUGAUGGAGUUGUUGAUGCUAACUUAUUUGUUUUUAUAUAUUGUGUCAAACUUUUUGUAGUUUUUGAUUUUGCCAGAUGAUGGCAGAUGUCCCUGUUCCCAUAUGUUUGCAAGUUGUACAUUGCUACUAAAAUAAAACUAUUUAAUACAAAA
Xyrichtys novacula (pearly razorfish) is the source of this 22797-nucleotide messenger RNA. Lineage: Eukaryota; Metazoa; Chordata; Actinopteri; Labriformes; Labridae. The record is from the annotation of a GenBank genome assembly.